Molecule: messenger RNA, 825 nt
Organism: Salvia splendens (bonfire salvia)
Lineage: Eukaryota; Viridiplantae; Streptophyta; Magnoliopsida; Lamiales; Lamiaceae
Exons: 3
Coding region: 345-677 (110 amino acids)
Source: RefSeq, a predicted model, not a curated record
UAGAAACCAUAUUUUGCUUCUCCUAAUCUGCUGGGUGCUGACGUUAACGAACUCUUCAACCUUCCCCAAUUUGUCCAUUAACCAUUUCGCCAUCAUAACUUCCAUCACUUUGCUUUGGCUCCCAGUUUUCACCUUAACGCUGAAACAAUCAUUUAACACCAUUUUCCUUCAAUCAAAUUAUACUAUAGUACUACAAAAUUUGGUGAAACCCAGCUCCUUUCAAUCAAACAAACCCUUCAUUAACUUCUGAGGCUAUUUCGGUUCGCCCCUUUUUAUUCUGAUGCUGUUCGUUACAAUUUUGAGUUUUGAUCUGUUUUGGGAAAGACAAUAGGUCUACUGGAAUCAUGUCAAGACCAAUGCUGCUUGUCUGUCUGUUGUUGAUACUGAUUAUUACAUCCCAAUUUGAAUGGAGACAGCAAUUGGUAAGGGACAUGGAUACGAAUCCGGCGGAGUCUCAGAAGCAACAACCGAUCUCAAAAAGAGAAGAAGGUGUGAAAGAAAAGAUAAUCUUGUCACAGGAAAAGAGCAUCCAGAAACUGAAUGAGGUUGUCAAGAGUCUUAGAGAACAACUGCAGCAGUGCCACAGCAUUAAUGAAACGACGACGCUGAAUGCCACAUUAAGCUCCUUAGCUGAAAGUAUUAUUGAACUUGAGCGCCAACAAAUUCUAGAGGACUGAACUCAACCUCUCGACUCUUCUUUCUUUACAUAAUGCUUGUGUAACAUUUCUUUUCUUUUUUGUGUAGGAGUUUAUCUUCAAGUCCAAAAUUACAUUAUUCUAAACAAAAGUACUCUUUUGCUGUUACUAUAAAUUUUUAACGCAAAAA